This is a messenger RNA of Corticium candelabrum, 1608 nucleotides long. RefSeq names its product hyaluronidase-like. Bases 9 to 1298 code for a protein of 429 amino acids. Gene Ontology annotation, biological process: hyaluronan catabolic process; carbohydrate metabolic process. The record is from RefSeq and is a predicted model, not a curated record. NCBI's taxonomy places the organism in Eukaryota, Metazoa, Porifera, Homoscleromorpha, Homosclerophorida, Plakinidae. The transcript has a single exon. Gene Ontology annotation, molecular function: hyalurononglucosaminidase activity.
AAAGACCGAUGGAACGUCCGCUGUUUGUGUGUUUUGCUCUCGGUCUGUCGCUGUCUGCUCCUUUCAGCGACACAUACGCGUACGCCAUCAGAAUCUCACCGCACGUCCUAGGUCCGUCGCUACCCAAUCGACCCUUCCUGCCCAUUUGGUUCGGAAAGUCGAGCCAAUGCUCGCAGCGAUGCGAUGUCAACCUCAGUCUUUCAUCGUAUGGCAUUGUGCACAACGCUAACGAAACGUGGUGGGGAGAGGUUAUUACAACAAUGGGUAAGAUCGGUCUCUAUCCAUUCUACGACCGCAAGUCGGGAACUCCGUUUCGCUCAUACAACGGCGGUAUACCACAGCUUGGCAACCUGUCUGCUCACUUGGAGCAGGUGAAGAUCGACAUCCGGGAUACAAUUCCGGACGGGAACUUUCGCGGGUUAGGAUUUAUUGACUGGGAGGAGUGGAAGCCGGUGUGGGAAAGAAACUGGGAUUCGCGCAAAAUUUACGUGGACAAAUCAAUAGAACUCGUGCAGCAGCAGCAUCCUGACUGGACACAGCAGGAAGUGGCAAAUGAAGCUAAACAACAAUUUGAGAGCUCUGCACGACUUUGGAUGGAAACGACACUCAAAUUGGUGACGUCACUCCGUCCAAAUGCAACGUGGGGUUACUAUGAGUUUCCCGAUUGCUUCAACGACAAAGGGUAUGAUGAUUAUCACUGCUCAUCGACAACUGUACAACGAAACAAUGAGAUUCAGUGGCUGUUUAACUCUAGCACUGUCCUCUACCCAUCCAUAUAUGUAUAUGAACGUUCUGCGAACUAUAGCCUCAAGUUUAAGUUUAACAUGUUGGAAGCAUUGCGUGUCGAUGGUAAACGCGACAUCGUGGCACCUAUUUAUCCAUUUGCUAAAUUUGAAUAUGGCGACCUCUCUGGCUAUGUCACACAUGCUGAUCUAGUGGAGACAGUCGGUCAAGCAGCCGAUCUUGGUAUGUCAGGCAUUGUCUUCUGGGGUGAUGCUAAUGAAGACAAGUCGUGCGAACUGUGUGUCAAACUGCAGCAGUAUGUCAAGACAACGUUGGGUCCUUAUGUAUUGAACGUAAGCCAACAAGCCGAGGAGUGUAGCUUACAUUAUUGCUCGGGAAACGGUCGUUGUUAUAUACAAUCAGACCAUUACUUUUCUAUAAUUGAUAAGUUGGGCAUCACCAGCUUUUUGGGAUCAACGUGGAAUGAAUACCCGAAUCAGUUUGAGUGCCAGUGUUACUUAGGAUGGUCUGGUUCAAGGUGUGGCACCAAGUCUCACAUUCCUAGUUACAAAUAGUAAAGCGACGUUACCAUAGCAGAGUGGCCAUUCCCACUGUCUGCAGACGCAUUACAUAUAAACAGGGAUGAGUAGUGUCACCACAGUCGCCAUUUUGGACACAACAGUUUGUCACUUUCUGGUCUUGUCUGCAAGGUUGUGUGAAGGACAGUAAUUUUUUAUGUACACAGAAUGUACAAGAAUGAUUUUGCCUAUUCUAGUUCGAUCAAGUAAACUUAGUGAGAAUUACGUGCUAAUUAAUCGCACAAACGAGUGGAAACCUGCGACAACGUGUCGACGUCACACCACAGGCACCGCCUACGUUUCCGGU